Molecule: messenger RNA, 1107 nt
Organism: Scophthalmus maximus (turbot)
Lineage: Eukaryota; Metazoa; Chordata; Actinopteri; Pleuronectiformes; Scophthalmidae
Gene: bloc1s1
Product: biogenesis of lysosomal organelles complex-1, subunit 1
Exons: 4
Coding region: 162-542 (126 amino acids)
Biological process (GO): endosomal transport
Cellular component (GO): BLOC-1 complex
Source: RefSeq, a predicted model, not a curated record
GACACGCCCACAUGUGACAACCUCGAGCUUGGUCUCGUGACGACGGCGGCUACAUUCGACAGCUGUUAGCAUCUGCCACCGAGCGUCUCGGGUUUCUAACUGCCAUGUCAUCCAGCUAGCUACAAGAGAAGGCCUCCUCUAAAUCAUCCCGACGACCACCGAUGAUGUUGUCUCGUCUGCUGAAGGAGCACCAGGCGAAGCAAAAUGAGCGGAAGGAGCAGCAGGAGAGACGCAGGCGUGAAGCUAUUGCCGCGGCCACCUCUCUGACCGAGGCCAUGGUGGACCACCUCAACGUGGGUGUUGCUCAGGCAUACGUUAACCAACGUAAGCUUGACCAUGAGGUGAAGACUCUCCAAGUGCAGGCGAGCCAGUUCUCCAAACAAACUGCUCAGUGGAUCAGUAUGGUGGAGGGUUUCAAUCAGGCCCUCAAGGAAAUUGGUGAUGUGGAGAACUGGGCCCGCAGCAUUGAGAUGGACAUGAGGACCAUCGCCACAGCUCUGGAGUAUGUACACAAGGGUCAGCUUCAGUCUGCCUCCUCAUAAGCUUCGCGGGGAAACACUGGGAUAAAACACAUAUCCACCUGACUUCUGUCAGCGAAGAUGCAAGCAGCAAAGUUUUGCUCAUCCGUAUGCCCCUCUGAGUGGCUUCAUACUGAUGAACGCGACUGCUUAAGUUCCUGUGUGAGGUACAAUGUUAACCAGGGCAACUGCUGGGAUGCUGUAGGGGUUCAAAGAUCAGUCUUGAGUAUGAAAGGAAAUAGCUCUAAGAUCUGUAUUGAAGUGUCUUCAUUUGACAAAUAACAAGAAUUGAAAAAAAAAUAACGCUUUGAUAGUAGGAAAUUAUGAAUGUUUUGCAUGUAACAACUUCGUAAACCUGCGUGUAAAGGGGGCGUAAAAUUACCACCUGUCUCAUUGUUCGUAGUAUAAAACAUUUUUCGAGGAAGGCUUUGUUUCAGCACCUGAUCCAUGAAUUGCGUAUAUCGAAUUUUUUUAUUUAUUAUACAUCCGUUUACAGUGAUGACUGGACUGUUUUUGUCAGACAACUUAACUUUUUGUUACCAUUUGGUGAUUGAACAUUAUUUUUAAUAAACUUUAAAAUGUUUAAAAA